Trachymyrmex cornetzi is the source of this 2558-nucleotide messenger RNA. RefSeq names its product proline-rich extensin-like protein EPR1. NCBI's taxonomy places the organism in Eukaryota, Metazoa, Arthropoda, Insecta, Hymenoptera, Formicidae. Bases 98 to 2323 code for a protein of 741 amino acids. The record is from RefSeq and is a predicted model, not a curated record. The transcript is spliced from 6 exons.
GGGACGCUCGCGCUCUCCCGAGUGAGGUAUGUGUCCGUUUUGAAGUGUCCGUUUUGUUUUGGUCAUCUUCAUCGGUGAUCAGCGCAGCGAUCUAGCCAUGUGGAAGCUGCUGUGGGCGGCCAUUCUGGUGGCCGUGCUCUCCACGUGUCAUACAGAUGCAAACCGUGAGAGAAGCAAACGUGCAAUAGAAAACAGCCCACAGUUCCAGGGUUAUAAUUAUGAGCCACCAUCUAAACCUUUCACUUUACCCCCUCCAGUGACGUCACGGACAAGCAUAAUAACAUUUAGGCCAACGACGGUGACAUUACCACCAUAUACUUAUACAACUCCAAGAGUUCAGACAACGGUAAGAACGCCACCACCAAGAACAUCAACAUAUGUGGUAACACAGGGAUAUACAUAUACAACCCCGAGAACUCCAUUCCCGACACCGCCUAGAACACCACCACCGCCGCCUAGAACACCGCCACCAAGAACACCACCGCCGCCGCCUAGAACACCACCACCAAGAACACCUCCAGUAACAAGCGGAGGAUACGUUUAUACAAGUCCAAGUACAGAAUUUACAUUGCCGCCGAAAACAUCGCCACCAAGAACCGUGCCGCCACCAACUUCUCCACCGCGAACACUACCACCAUAUAUACCACCUGUGAAGACUCCACCACCAAGAACGCCACCACCAUAUAUACCACCCCCACAAACCCCUCCACCGAGAACGCCUCCACCAUACACAAGGCCCCCAUACACACCGCCUCCACAAACUCCUCCACCAAGAACGCCACCACCAUAUAUACCACCCCCACAAACCCCUCCACCGAGAACGCCUCCACCAUACACAAGGCCCCCAUACACACCGCCUCCACAAACUCCUCCACCAAGAACGCCACCACCAUAUAUACCACCCCCACAAACCCCUCCACCGAUAACGCCUCCACCAUACACAAGGCCCCCAUACACACCGCCUCCACAAACCCCUCCACCGAGAACGCCUCCACCAUAUACAAGGCCCCCAUACACACCGCCUCCACAAACUCCUCCACCGAGAACGCAGCCACCAUACACAAGACCCCCAUACACACCACCUCCACAAACUCCUCCACCCAGAACACCACCACCAUAUUUACCACCUGUGAAGACUCCACCACCAAGAACGCCUCCACCAUACACAAGGCCCCCAUAUACACCGCCUCCACAAACUCCUCCACCGCGAACACCACCACCAUAUUUACCACCUGUGAAGACUCCACCACCAUAUACAAGGCCUCCUUACACACCACCUCCACAAACUCCUCCACCGAGAACGCCGCCACCAUACACAAGGCCUCCAUAUACUGCGCCUCCACAAACUCCUCCACCGAGAACGCCGCCACCAUACACGAGGCCCCCAUAUACACCUCCUCCGCAAACUCCUCCACCAAGAACACCGCCACCGUAUAUUCCGCCUCCUCAAACUCCUCCACCGAGAACGCCGCCGCCAUAUGUACCGCCCCCACAAACUCCUCCACCAAGAACACCACCCCCAAGAACACCACCACCUCCUCCACCUCCACUUAAAACCGCACCUUCUUAUUUACCUCCACCUCCAACUAGACCUUCUUAUGUACCACCAAGGACAACAACACAAGGACCUAUAGAAUAUGAAGCUGGAUCAUUCGAUACUGAAUUUGGAAGGUAUACUACGAAAACAUCUACUCGUUUUACCACAAGACCUACGCCAAGAAUUACUACACAAUAUAUUACUCGACCUACUCCUCGAAUCAGUACGCGAGUCACUGCUCAGCCAUCUACUUACCUUCCGCCUUACUCUGAGCCAUCCACCAGAUAUAUCCCAACUGUACACACGAUUCCCACGACCAGAUACACUCCACCGACGACUGGAUACACUCCACCCACGACCAGAACUCCACCCACCUCCAGAUACACUCCACCCACGACCAGAUACACAACCUACACUCCAAUUACAACCAGAUAUACUCCAAUACAAGAUACCACUACAAGAUAUACUCCAUCUAUAAGAACGACAUUUUCGAGUAGCACGUAUAGUCAGACUACCCCUGUCUAUUCGUCGACCACUCCGUCAACUUUUACUCCAACUCGACCGCCACCGUAUCUUCCGCCGUCAAGCCCAAGACCAGUAUAUCCAACCGUGACGCCGCCGCCGCCACCUGAACCUAUUUUCAGCAUUACACCCAGCACGCCAACUUUACCGCCACCAACCGGAAGGCCUGCACCACCUCCAACACUGCCGCCUACAACACCCAGGCCAACUUUAGGAUAUAAUUACCCGAUUCCCGACAUUCCGUUUGAAACUCGCAAACGAUGAAAAUAACAUGGGCUGACAGGAGUAGCUUAUAUCGCGUUACCGAUUACCGAAAUCUUAAAUAUUAGUAUGCGUAAUAUUAAUAUUAGCAAAGAUGAUUUAAUGGCCGAUAUAGGUAACGCUGAAUCCUUCGCCAGACAUUUUGACAGUAUCACCUUUUUUAUAUAUCGAUCAUUUUGGCCACACUAUUCUCUCUAAAUAAGAAUUUGGUCGGCCAACGAACGAAUGUCUCUUUACA